GUAGAUGUGAACUUCGACAGCCCGGGAGUAGUUGUAGUAGAGAGCGGGAAGAUGAAAGUUGGUGACAAUAACAGAGAUAUAAUGUCGACUUUUUCAUGGCAACCUAACGCUCAAAGAGCAAGCAAUCUUAGAGAUGGACUAUGGAGAAUUCACGUUUGCAAACCGAUCAAUCCUCAACGUAGGUGGGACUAUAUCCAUUGCCUCAGCCCAAGUUAAAGUCUACAGUGCGGACAGAAGCGUAAGAAUCAGCAACAUAAAAAUGACAAGUUCUGGAACAUUGGAGACAACAGCGAAGGACGUAUCCAUACACACUGCAGAAAUCUGUUCUGGGACACUGUGGAUUCACAGGAGCGCAAAGAUAAAAACCUUACAGAUAUGCGGGGGGCGCCUUAGACCCGGAAGGUCUGUAAAUGUUACAGAGUUAUUGAUAACUUCAGGAGACGUAUUUAGUAGUAGCGCGCGGCCAAAAAUUGUCGCGAGGCGUAUGGGAUGGGGUGCUGGCAGAGUCUGGGCAAACGACGGGACUACCGCCAUGACAAUACAGGUAGAUGAGCGCCUACAUGUCUUUGGAUCGAGCAGUAAGUAUGAAGAGUAUGACACCGUUAUCCGCGUCAACGGACAGUUUACAAUGAUUUCGGGAGGGAAUUUGUACAUGUCCCGUGGAGCUAUAAUACAACUAAAUACAGACAGUACUGCGUCAAUGCACCACGGUUACAUGAGAACACAGUAUAACCCACCCGGUCGGCUCACAAACAUGGGGGAUCUAACCAUCGGAGAGUACUCAAAAGCUACAACCGUUGAACUCGCCGUCCAGUUUCAAAUGCUUGGAAAGUUAUCAAUCAAACAUGGCCGAAUUCGCAUAGCUUCUGGCGGUCGACUUUCUGGCAGCACCGAGCUUUUCAACGAUGGAAGAUUCGAAGUGACAGGUGGGACACUGACCGCAACAGGUGCAAGCAUAUCUGGACCAGGAGAUUUGUACGUUUCUGGGGGUAUCCUCUCUCUAGAUGGAGGCGAAGUGCACUCCCCUAUAUCCAUUACAAGUGGAACGCUCCAGGUCCCCACGGAUAACCGUGUCACCACUCGUGGAGCAGUUAGGAUACAUGGAGGGACUCUAACUGUAGACGGUUACCUCGAGUGUCUCCAAGAUGUACGUUACAUUUCAGGGUCCUUGUCAGGAACUGGUAUUGUCAGGCUUGGCAACCAGUCUAAGAUACUAGUCAUGUCGACACAGUCUUCGGAUAGGCGCACCACAUCCGUUCGUAGUCUUCAGAUAUUUGGGCUGUUAGAGGUCAGCUCUUCUCUUGAGGUUAGAAGUCCCGGGGUGGUAAGAAACGAGGAAGAAGGA
Messenger RNA from Branchiostoma belcheri (Belcher's lancelet), 1345 nucleotides. RefSeq lists its product as uncharacterized. The annotation marks the transcript as partial. The record is from RefSeq and is a predicted model, not a curated record. Lineage: Eukaryota; Metazoa; Chordata; Leptocardii; Amphioxiformes; Branchiostomatidae. The transcript has a single exon. Gene Ontology annotation, biological process: neuron development; heterophilic cell-cell adhesion. Gene Ontology annotation, molecular function: cell adhesion molecule binding; protein heterodimerization activity; protein homodimerization activity. Gene Ontology annotation, cellular component: neuron projection.